AUGGUCCUCCUGCGGCUCUCCAGGCUCGUCCUCGUGGUCGUGGCCCUCGUCCCUCGUCCAUCCGCGGGAUGCCCCUCCGGCUGCCGCUGCUACAGCCUCACAGUGGAGUGCGGCUCUCUGGGGAUCAAAGACAUCCCGCAGGGCGUCCCCUCUGUCACAGAGACCAUCUUCCUCCAGGACAACGCUGUCGUGCAGAUUCGUCUUCAGGACCUGACUCGCCUUGGCAGCCUCCAUUACCUCUACCUUCAGAACAACAGCAUAUCAGCGCUGGAGCCCGGGGCGUUCCUCAGCCAGCGGCAGCUGCUGGAGCUGGCCCUCAACGGCAACCUCAUCCACCUGGUCACCGCGGACAUGUUUCGGGGUCUGGAGCACCUCCGGAUCCUGUACCUCGCCGGGAACCAGAUCACCCGAGUGCAGGACCACACCUUCAGGGGACUGCAGCGUCUGCAGGAACUCCACCUGCAGGAGAACAGCAUAGAGCUGCUGGCAGAGCAAGCUCUGUCGGGCUUGUCCUCCCUGGCCCUGCUGGACCUCAGCAGGAAUCACCUCCGCACCCUGGCAGCUUCGUCCCUCACACCACUCGUGAGCCUGCAGGUGCUCCGUGUCACAGAGAACCCAUGGCGCUGUGAUUGUGCCCUGGGCUGGCUGAGAACUUGGAUCAGCGAGGACGGACAGCGUUUGUUGAGCUCUGCCGAACAGCGCCGGCUGAUGUGCUCCGAACCGCCUCGCCUCUCCCACCUCAGCCUGGUGGAGGUGGCUCCCAACAGCCUGGUCUGCAUCCCCCCCGUGGUGCAACUCGAGCCUAGCCACCUGACUGUGCGACUAGGGGAGAGCCUCCGGGUGUCCUGCCAGGCGUCGGGAUACCCUCAGCCUCAGGUGACCUGGAAGAAAGCCUCCCAUGGCAAGGCCCAGUUGUCCCCUCGAGGCCUGGUUCAAGAGCUGGGACCCAACGGUGAGCUCUUCAGGCCCGGAGCUGGAGGAGUGGUGACAGCCCUGCCCAGCAGUGGCGGGCUCAAGGUUGGGGGCGCCGGAGGAAUCCAGGGGCUUGUGCGUGGGACUGAGGAGGGCGGCGAGAGGGACAGCUUUGAUCCGGACAUGGGCAGCGGCAUGCUCUUUCUCAGCAAUGUGACCGUAGCGCAUGCUGGCCGCUACGAGUGCGAAGCCUGGAACCCCGGCGGCGUGGCCAGGGUUACCUUUCACCUGGCCGUCAACAUGUCUUCUUCUUCGUACUCAUCCCAGUUCUGGCCUCGUUUGAACAUGCACUCCUUUGCUCCCUCUUCGUCCAACUCCUUCUAUCAGCCAGAGGUUCUGGAUGUAAGCCAGGAGCUGCUCUACGAACAGGACAGCAUGGACUUCUACGCUCUCGGUCCCGCCACGCAGACCGCCAUCGCGGUCGGCAUCUCCCUGCUGGCGCUCACUGCCGUCCUCCUCUUGAUUAUGAUCUACACUCGUCACCAGCAGUACCGCAAGGAAGAAGGCGGCUCCUACUGCACCAGCAAGGAAGAGAGCAUCCUUUAUGUGAACGACUACUCUGACGGACCCACCACCUUUGCGCAGCUGGAGGAGUACCGCGACGACCACGGCCACGAGAUGUACGUGCUCAACCGAACCAACCCCGUCCUGGGCUCCGCUUCGUCCAUGUGUCCCAUGAUGAGCGGGUUUGUCCAGCAGAAGGGUAUGAAGGAGGCCCUCCUGGACCACGAAAUGGUGCAGACACUGACCAGAUCAGGGGGACUGGGGAUUCGCAGAAAUCCAGCAGACGGAGGCGAGGGACCCCUAACAACAGACCCAGAAGAGCUCUUCCUCAGCCAGAGUCUCCUCUUCGGAUCGCAGGUUGCCUACGAGAUCCACUGUUAA
Cyclopterus lumpus (lumpfish) is the source of this 1857-nucleotide messenger RNA. It is a transcript of the gene lrrc24, whose product is annotated as leucine rich repeat containing 24. The transcript is spliced from 4 exons. Gene Ontology annotation, molecular function: protein binding. The record is from RefSeq and is a predicted model, not a curated record. Lineage: Eukaryota; Metazoa; Chordata; Actinopteri; Perciformes; Cyclopteridae. Bases 1 to 1857 code for a protein of 618 amino acids.